This is a messenger RNA of Ylistrum balloti, 10690 nucleotides long. RefSeq lists its product as uncharacterized. Lineage: Eukaryota; Metazoa; Mollusca; Bivalvia; Pectinida; Pectinidae. The coding region runs from base 1 to 4620 and encodes 1539 amino acids. The transcript is spliced from 5 exons. The record is from RefSeq and is a predicted model, not a curated record.
AUGGAUAGAGACGCCGAAAAUGUAGCAGAGAACAGGAAGUAUUGUUUUUUACUGGGCUCUGCUAUAAGAAACGAGGACCCCAAUCAAUUUUUUGACAUUUACGACGCAAUUAUUCCCAAGGAUCUUCCUGUCAGUCAGAUUGAAUGCAUAAAGGACAAAGCAAGAGAAAUAGCUGAGCUUCCAGAAGAGGAAUUCAAUCAGCUGUUUCUCAACGCCAGGGAUUAUAGCUUGGCCCCAGAGCGCAAAAUGACCCACACCAACCGUGGAGGGUUUGGGGAAGGGUCAGCCAGGGCCAGGCGUGGGGAAGACCUGAGUAGUGAAGACGACGAUGAGUUUGAACUGAAUGACAAAUUCUCUGGUAUCGUACCACCAAGUGUAGCUUUCAACAACUGUCUCAAAGACCACUGUGGGGAAGACAUAGAUUUGUAUGGGAAACGCACAGAUAAUGACUCGGGAAUUUACAACUCUAGCAAAGCCACUACUAGUAUUGGUAGCUAUUCUGAUCAAGAAUAUGAAAGUGAAGGAGAAGAAAGACAUGGUACAUUUGAUUAUUUUCCCCCACAGCAGGCAACAGUGAAGGUACACAAGCCACGUGUUGGAUGUUCAUUAGACUAUGAUGAGGCGCAUGAGGUGGAGGAUUCUGAUAAGGAUUCACCUCGUUAUGAUGGUUCUAAUGAUUCACCCAGAUAUGACCACAGUCUGAAUAAGAUUGACGACUCUGACUUUGGCACAGAGAUGAAAACAUUCCGGACAGUUCGAUCUGAAAGUGAUGAUUUCAUGACUGAUGAUGACAGUGAUAAUGAAAAAUUUACUCCCCACAGAAAACUGUAUCAAAGGAAAUGUGCUGCAGGUCGCAACAAAGUUGGUGGAAAUUAUUAUACACCAAUGACAAGGGAAAGCAAAGAAGAGUAUGGCUCUUUCUCCACUUCCACAUUUUCAUUUGACCGGAGUAAGAAAGCCCUCCAUAACACAACUGCCUCUUCCCUCAGAACCAGUGGUGUUGAUGAAAAUAUUAACUUUCCACUGACAAGUACAUGCCCCAAAUCAUAUGGCAGCACUAGUAGUCAUGGGGUAAAAGUAGAGACAACUUAUUCCCGUUACCACAAACCAAAAGACCUUGCCGAUCGUGGCCCACCCUUUGGCCAAGGUCAGGACCAACUUGGUAAGGUUGGCAGUUCAAUCAGCACACUGAUAUCCAAUUCCCAGAGUGCUCACAUUUCUAACCUUCCAGAGGGGAGACCGAUUCUUCCACCAGGACCUGAUCUGGGUGUUGACAAUGGCAAGAAACGCAAGAAGAAGAAGAAGGGAUCUAAAGAUGAUUUGGAUGAUAAGGGAAAGAAAGCAGACUUUGAUGAGAAUGGCAACCCUUGUCUGAGAGAGCAUGUUUCACAACCUUUUGCAAACAGCUAUAGGCAAAUGAGAGAACCACCCCAGCCUGUUGAUAGAGGGGCAACUGCAAGCAAGGCCAGAUUUCGUCAAAACCAAAAUGGUUGUUUUCCUUCCAACUUUGAACAACUUGAUAGCUAUCCAUUCAGUGGACAACAGGUGAAAGACCUUGAGGAUUUGUCCACUACUCAGAGCUCUGCCGACACUGCACACAAAAAACGUAAAAAGGUGAAAAAGGAAAAGAUUGUUCGUGCAGAAGAAAUAGAGAACUAUGUAGGGCAUAAAGACUUAAGUGAACUUGUUAAAUUUAUUGAACAAGACAAUGGCGGGCCAGCAGCCAAAAAGACUGGCAGGAAGAUUAACCAUACCACUGCUGCCCCCAUACCCACGGACACGAUCACAGCCUCUGUCAAAACGUCAGAGAAAAAUGCUAAAAAGACUCGGGACAAGAAACACAAGCCAUCUGUCGGUAACAAAGUGAUAGAAGGUCAUAUUGGACGUGAACACAGUGAAAGUGUAAGUGCACUUAGUAGUAAAGAAGAAGAGGAGGAGGAAGUAGCAGAGAAAGUGGUGGAGGAAGAACUACCUAGCGUCCAACAGCUGGAGGAUAGUGAAUUGGAAGCAGUGAUUGUUGAGAAUCCUGUUGCUUUUCAGAGCAAGGAUUCUCCACUUCUCAUUCAAAAUACUAGUGUUUCUGUGAAUACAAUGGGAAAUUCUUAUGGACGAACCUCAAAAGAGGAGAAUGGAUUAAUUACCUCAGAAGAAAGUGUUUUAGAGGCAUGUGAAAAGCUAAAUAACGAUAUAUCGGGUGAAAACAACAAAGACUUCUCCAAGCUUGUCACUCAAAAUAAUCAUGUGGUGCAUGGUAUCGGCAAAGUCAAAAUCAACAGUUUGCAUGAAAAUGAUAAGAUACAUGAGGACAAAUCGGUAAAAAAUAAUAAAAAGAAAAUGGGAAGUGUGACUGUUGAAAAUUCUGCAAGUGUACAUGUCAAUAACAAAAAAACAGACAAGGUUAAGAAUGUUACUGGUGAGGAAAAAAUCAUUACUGAUGGCACAAACAAUGUAAAACACAACAAUAACAAAAACUCCAAGGUCAAAGGGGAAGUCACCCCUGUGGAUACCAUGGAAGGUGAAGGUCAGACAAAACCAGACCUUGUGAAGGUCGCACCAUGUAAAGCUUCGGCUUCCUCUGCUGCAGCUGCCAAUGUUAAAAACAAUGUGUUAUUGUCAAAGGAGAAUUAUGGUAACUACAUUUUUACUGACCUUGACCUGCCAGCCAAGGAGCCAGAGUUUACUGUUGUCGGGAAGAAAAAGAAACGUCCAGUGACUGGCCCAGUACACAAUACACCUCAGAUGAUCAAAGAACCUAAUAUCAACCACAGUAUUAAAAAUGGCAAUAUGCAUGCCACUUUAAGGACAGUAGGGCGUGCGGAACGUGCUCGUAAGCCAGUGCCACGAUCAGUAACCCCUCCCCCACGUAAUAGUCUGUCUACUACAGACAGUCUUGACUCUGAGAGACUGCGAGAUCUCAGUCCCUCGUCAUUCCCAGCUCUAAGCAGCUCCAGCUCCAGCAUCAACUGUGGCCGUCAGACAUUCAGGGAAGGCCGACGAAACUCCACAGGGGAUGUUCCUUGUAAGGAGAUCGCUCUAAAGGUCCAAGAUGAUAGUAGUGACAUUGAGUCUGUCAAGUCACUCCCUGUGGCCCAGGGUGGCCCACUCCUCCCAGUCUCCUAUGCUAAGAUGGCUGCCUCCCCCAAGCCCAGCAACACUUCACUUGCUGGCAGCAGUGGGGAGACAGAAGAGGUGUAUGAUAGCUCACUGGAAGCCAACAAAGAGUGGAAAAGUGCUAACUGGAAGGGAAGUCCUACAGAAAGGAGGCAUUCCAUUGGCUCAAGUCCAGAAAACAACCUGAAGGAUAUAGAUAAUGGGCUCCCAACCCGUCAGAAGUAUGGGGGCAGUCAGGAGGUACUGAUCACCCCAGGGGAAGCUGAGGAGGGAUCAGCUACUCUUGGAGAUGAGGAGGGAGUAUCCCCUGAUGCUAGUCCUAGUGUUUCUUUCAUGACGGAGGACCCGUUAGAGGUAGUUAUACCCUCAGCUAGUGCUCCAGUUUGUAGUAAGGUAAUGUUUGGUGAUGUUACAAUGCCAAGUGUUUCAAAUAGUUACAAAAAGACAAAUUUAGUAUCAAACCAUCAGGCUUCUGUUUCAUCCACCACCACCGUUCCUGACACUCUGCUGCCAAAGGACACAAGUGUGGUCACUCCCCUCAACGGGAGUGGUGUAUGUGCUCACCCCUCAUCAGUGGAGGGUUCAAACAGUGUCCCAGGAGAGUGUGCCCAGGCUGUGAAGGAACCAAGCCCCGAAUGUGGGGGUCAGCAAACAACUAAGUCACUUGUGCCUCCCACUAAACAUCAAACCGGAAACGGAAGGAAAAUCCACAAAAACAAAUCUGUCAUUUUCUUAGACAAAAGACUGAAUCAGGUGCCGAAAAAUUUAGGAAUUACAUUUGGCUUUGAAUUGGGUAUAGAUACCAAUUCAAUUGGGAAUUCUCCAGAACAAUGUAGUAUUGCCGUUGAUGACACAUCUACUUCAUCUCUGUCUACCACCUCAGUUCUAAGUCAUCAGUCAAGCCCCAGUGACAGUGAUGUUCCAAGUGUGGAUACAAAUUCUGUGAUAACUUCUUCACAUCAACAUAGUCAUUCAGAAACUUCCAGUGAAAUGUGUAUGUCUUCUAGUUUUAACGUUGAUAAUGAAAAAAGCAAACAAAAUGUUGUUACAAAUUUAUCAAAAGACAAUAUAUCCAAAAUUAGCCAUUCCCUUUCAGGGAAAAAUGGUAUUGUAUUACCUAAAACAGAAAAUUGUGAAAAUAUUUCAUCUGCCUCAUCAGAAACAAGCAAUAUGGCAGUACAUAGUUGUCAGACAUCAAAUUCAACCAUAGAAAACAAGAUCUCUAGUGACCCUGAUAUAUCCAAGGGAAAUAACUCCAGGCCAAACAGCAUUGUUGUAUGCUUUGGAGAUUCUAAUAAUAAAGUGACAGAUUUAGCUAUUUCAAUUCCCAGUGCUAGUGAUAAGACUGAUUGUGCCAGGCAGCUUAGGUUUGUUCCUGAGAAGGAUGUGGACAAGACCUGCUUUAAUAUGGCUGAGGCUGUGUCCUACGUUGUCAGAGAAUGGGACAGAUUUAUACAGUUGAAAGACAAGCAACCAGCCAGUGUAGUUGUGUACAGCAGCUCUGAGUAACACACAGCAUUAACGUAUCACACCACUCUGUUGUCAUGGAAACAAUUUAGUACACAGUGUUCAGAGAAUAGGACAAGGGGAGACAACCCAUCAACAAACAGCAACAUCUGAUGUUAACUUUCUGUCAACACAUGAGCUUAUGUUUGCCUACCGCCCAUGUCUAUGUACAAGCCUUAUAAAUCCUUAUAUUUAUUUGCCAUAGUUGUCUAUUUUGCAUUGACAUAGGCAAUGUAUUUUUGUUAUGGAGUGGAAAACAUGCAUUUUAUUUCACAAAGCAAUUUUGAUGUAAUUCUUGCAGUUUAGACAAUGUUAGAAAUUUAGAGAAUAAAUUUAUGUGAAUUUACGGGGUUGAGUUAUAGCCAACAGGGAUUGUUUGAUCAUGAUGGGUUUUUCAAGCUGCAGGAUCCACUGACAGGAUUCUAUAAUUGUUUUUUACUGUUGAUUGUUGGUGUAUUAGGUACUAGGUACACAAGUUGCUGCUCAAAUAGAUAUCUAUCACUGUACCCGAGCUAGCACACAACCUUGUCCUUGUUAACGUAUCUCAGACUUUUACUCACUGCUUGCCAUGCAGUUUUUAAUGUAAAAUUACAUAGAUUUUUCUUUCAAAAAUGCUUUAAAAGAAUAUGCGUGGAUUGGGAAAUCUUAAUUUUCCUUGCUAGAGACAAAACAUGCUGAUAUGAAAGAUAUUUUCCAUUUAAGUAUUAGAGACAUCCCAAAGUGCAUGUUGUUUUGAAAUAAUUUAUUAAAUCUCCUGAGAUAUACAUUAUACAUGUAUAAACAGAGACAGUCAAAUGAGUCUGUUAUCGCAAAGAAAUAUUAACAAUAACACUUAACAAAAGAAAAAAAAUCAGAAUCUGUUAUGUUGAUACAUAUAACGUACAUCUUCGGAAGUCGUGAAUAAUUCAAUACUGAUGUAAAAUCUAAUAAAAGUAGUUCUACGAUGUAAAGAAAAAAUUAAAAGGUGAGGGAGAAACUUCUACCUGGUAAGGUAGAUAACCUUACUUUUGAGAAUGGUAAGGGAGAUAACCUUACUACUGAUAAUGGUAAGGGAGAAAUUUUGAAAUGAUGUAGCCUUUAGCUUGCAGUUGACCAAAAGGGAGAUAAUCUUGUCUUUGACUUAUAGAUAAAAGGUUAGUUAGAAGUAUUAUGAAGUCGUUGCUAACUAAUGCCUCUCUACCAUUUGUAUUUGUCAAAAAAGUUACCAGUAAGUGGCCAGCGUAAAAGAGCAGCAACAAUUAGGUACACUGCUGCAAAAUAAGGGUUAGAACAAACAUUGUUUAUGCCAAAAUACUUUUAAGAGAUAGAAUAUUGAAAUAUUCUUGUAAUGUUAUUGUUGUUAUAUAGCUCAGGUCACAUGAGGCAUAUUGAAAAAACUACAAUCUCAAUAUUCUAGUAUUUGUUCCAGUACAGAAUUGUUGAAAUUUAGAUUUAAUUUAUUACCUCCCACAAACAUCCAAGUCCACAAACAAAAAGUGUUUUAAGUUGAUUUUUAUAUUUGUUUAUUUCUUUAUCAAAUGUAUUAUUUAUCAUUUUGUGAAUGUUGUUAUUUUCCUUAACUUCUUAAGAUUUGAAAUGGUUUUUAUUUCCCUGAUCAUAAAAUCUAGCUUGGUACAUUCAGUUUGAGUUUUAUACUGUUAUCUUGUCGGGAUUUGGUCACGCCAAUAGGCAGGGUUGAUGUGGGUGUCAUAUAAUUCAUUGCUUACUUAGUCUCAACACAUUCAAAUGGGAAAGAAAAUCAAUGAAACAUGGAUUUUCGAUUUAAAGAAAUACAGUUUUUCUUAUAAUCAGCCUCUUUUUACAGAGAAUAAUAGAAUUAACUAUUGGAAACAUGCUUAGCUUAUUGACAUUAAAGAAAUUUCUGUUGUUCCUACCAUUGCAAUGAUGAUAAGUACAGCUGUUAGCUAUUUCCAGGUGCUGUUACAACAUGACAAAACCUCAUGAAGAAUCCGUCAAAUUCAGUUUUAAGGAAGAAACUUUUUAGAAAAUAUACUUACGUUUUUUAGAAACAUCCAGAUAAAAUGUAACUGCACAUGUAUUGAUCAAGUCCAAGAAGAUACAAGACUUGUGACAGUAGAGGGACACCUCGAUGUUAACAACAUUCCUUUUUUGACUGUGUCACAAGUUUGAGUAAGUCAUUGUAUCACUGUAUGUCUGUUACCUUGUGAAAGUCAGACAAUAAACUGCAUUUUAGUCCUAGAAACAUGCACUGUCUUGUGUGUUCCAUCAUACCCAGAACUGUUUUGAUAUUUUUGCACUGCAUAUCUGAGAAAAAAUUUAUUUUAACCUUUGUAAUAUUUGUGUUGGUUUAAUUAAGAAAUCUGUUAAAAUUGUUAAAUGAUUUAUAUUAUAUAUACAGGCAUGUAAUGCUGUUACUCUAUUAAUGAUGUGUACUGUAUUUAUAUACUGGCUCCUAUGUUUACAUUCACUGAAAUGUUUCUUCAAAGUUUUAUUUGCUCAACAAACUAUUUUGAUAACUUUUUUUCAUUUCAUGUUUGUAAGAGGGAUGUGAUUUUUAGGAAAUUAAUUAUUUUGAAAUGUAGGGAAAAAGAAAAUAAUAAGAAAACAUGGAUAAUGUUAUAAUACCAUUUAAUUUGUUUGAGAUUGGAAAUUGGAAAGAAAUGUUUUGAAAGAUCAGAUAAAGGGGUUGCAGGGCGCUAUGUAUAGAUCAACUUAAAAAAUGUUUGUUUUUGUAUACAAGAAUUGUGGAGCAGGUUAGUGGUGAAGCCUUAAGGUUAGAAGGUGAGAGAUCAGAGGUCACUAACACAUAGAAUGCUUCACAACUUAAGAGUACUAGUGUUAAUAGUUAUUGGUGAGAAACGGUGAAUGUGUUGUCUCGGGCCCAGUACUUGGGAAGAAUGACACACAUGAGGUGUAGAAGGAUCGUGUGUUUAUGAACAAUGUUACAUAAUUAUGAUGAUACUUGCAAUUAUUUUCCAUUUUGUUUCUUUGAUUCCUUUUGUUCAGUUAAUCAUUUGCAAGAAAGGUGUUUGUUUUGAGGGAAAAAGGUGAAAUUGUCUUGUUUGUGCCCUUGGUUUAAUUGUAGAAGUGCUGAUAUAACCAUGGUAAUAUUUCAGUCAGGCAUUAGAACUCAUUGGGUUGAAUCUCUGGUUUAAUUCUUAAUGUGAUACAACAUGAAGGAAAGUAAAAAGGUAAAGAAAAAAUUACUCCAAGUUGGUGACACUGAUUGAAAAAUUGUAGCUUCUUCAGGUUUUUUAUUAAAAAAAAAAGUUUAUUUUGUUGAAUCCAACCUAUUUACAAUAUUGAAAUAAAUCAUUACAAACAUCUUAAUGGCUAUGAAAAUAUGAAGGUUUUAGUUUUUUUCCAUACUAAGCCACAAUUCCCAGUCACGUCCAUAUAUGGGAAUUUGCUGAGUUUGUUGCCAUGGUUAUGUUCUCAUAUUGUACCACAGGAGGCUUAUAGGACCACGGUAUCUGUAGUAAAACUGAAUUUCUCCGGUGUUUAUAUUUUACCAGUGAAGUUAGGACCUGUAUUCAUAAAUAUUAAUGGUUAACUUAACAGAUGAAUGGAAGUUUAUUUUGGCCUUUAUUUAAAGACAGAUGUUUUUUACAACAACUAUAUGAAUAUUGUGUUGGAUAACGCUGGUAGCUGAUACCAUGUUACAGUUUACAUACAUAAUGUGUCUGCGUACAUUUGUCAUCACAAAGAAAAAGAUGGUUCAUCUGACAUCCAUGAUGCACCACACACAAACAGUGUGUCACUAUAUACAACAAAGGCCUUUUUGUCUUGUUUUGAGAACAUCAUUAAUCAAUAGGGAAAUACUAGUAAGGUUUCAAUUGUAAACAUCAAAUUUUUGGAUUUGAGCAUGACUGUGGGAUUAUUGUUAAAAAAAUCCCUAGAAAAGGCCUGAGUAAUUCACACAGAAAACCUUGCUUCAAUCACAAUGAAAUUAUUUCCUGAUUAAUGAGCUGUUGUUUGGAGGUAUAGAUUAGACCGUACACGUUAUAUUUACAAGUAAUAUGCUUUCCUCAACAACAGUCUCUGAGUUGAUGUAUGUGUGGGGAGUAAUGGUAAUUGUGAGGAUUAGCUUGAAUGACACCAUUUCUGAUGUGGUGAUAUUAGUAGCUAGAAUUGUGGCCCCUCCUGUGGUGGUGUGCAAGGUUUACUUUGAGUGUAAGUGGACUCCUGCAGCAACAGCUGCCUCGUCUUUCUUGUUCACAAUCCUUACCUUUGAUAGAUGCAUAUAAUUUGUUACUCCAGGUAAUAUUCAAGAUGUGUUAUAGCAGUAUAUACAGAACUACUAAAAUUAAUUAAAGCAAAAACAACUGUAUUAAAAUAACAGGAUAAAAUUCACAAGCUAAACAAACUUGCAUGGAAAUCACCUAGUUACGUAAAGAUCAGCAUUACAUAUUGUGGAUUGAAUAAUGAAGCUGUUCAGGGGAGAUCGCCAGAGAGCCACUAAAUGUUAAAAGAAAAAAAGCGAAACUGAUCUCCCUCAGAACCAACAUGUCUCUACAUUGUCAUAAUACAUCCUUCAUCACUUGUAGGUGAACUAGAAUUCAUUCGAUACAUCAAACUGUCAUCUAGCUCAUAUAAAUCGUUUUCAACAUACACUUGCAAUGCAUUAACUUUCUGUUCAUCAUUAUCAGGCAGUUGUAAGACUCAAGUUACCAAUGCUGAUCGUAGGUGCAAACAUUAUCUCAUGUAUUACUUUAUCAAUAAUUUAGAUGCUUUGAUACAGUAAAAACAUCGGUAGCAACAUGUGUCGGAGAAUUUACUGUUUUUGCAAAGAACUGAAAUGAUAUUCAACAUUUAUCUUUAUUUUGUUAAAGUGUUAAGUCAACAUCUUUUGUAGGAUACUCUGUAGUGUGUCACUGAACAAUACAUGGCUAUAAAAAUUACAUGAACACAGCUGAUGUUACUUUUUCUACUUGUGGAAGCUGUGUGUGGCCUACUCAGGACCACAUGCUUUGAAUCUGUCUCAACUUGGGCAUUUCUAUACUUUGCAUUUAAAAGAAAAGUAUUAAGAGUCAUUAGUAUUGAAAAAAUAAAAUUGUUUGAGAAUUUUGUCGAAUUGCUCAUAAUGUACAGAUCUACUUCAGAGACAGAUUGAUCUUGUGGGCAAUUUCCACAAUCAACCUUUGUAUAAGGCCAGUUAAUUUCCACCUGUCUGAUGGGAUCCAUCAUGGUUGGAGACUUGGGUCUUCCUAUGUGACUAGACUCCACUAGGUGGGGCAUUCCCUGUAUUUUACAUUCAUGUUACCCUGCUUUAUACCAUCCUUAUUAAUGUGCCUUUAACUGUUAGAAUUCUAUCAUAUUCAGAUCACCCUUUCCUCCAACACUGACAAGUCCCAUUUAUAUAGCACUGAUAUGCCAUGAAGACUUUACAAUGGCAUUCACCAUGUUUUCAACAACAUUCUACCAAGCAACUAUUUUCCACUCCAUAGGGAAUGAAAGUUGGGACUUUCAAAACAAAUCCUCAAGUUGUUGCUUUUAUGUAAUUAAAUAAUAGCCAGAUAAAUGUCGCGCCCCAUUUUAUACCUGUGACAGCUACAUUCCCCCUUUCUGCUGACACUGCAGGAGUCCUUGAAUGAGAGUUGAAAUUAACUAGCUUUGGCUGUUGGCUAGCAUUUAAAAUAUUUCCCUAAUUAUUUUGUAUUACAAAUUUAAAUGCUUUAAUGUUUUGAAAGAUGAGUAUUGUAUAUUUAUGUAUACCAUAGGGAAAGAUUCAGGGGCAGAUAAUUAAAUUUUGCCAAGGUGGAGAGGCAAAGAAUCAGGGGCAGAUAAUUAGUGUUUGCCAAGGUGAGAGCUUUUUGAGAUAUUACACAAAUUGGUUUUAAAAACUGGACAAAAUCACCAAGUAUUCAUUUCCUUCUUAGCUGUUUAUUUUCCUUUAUCAAUUUGUGAUGCAGUCAAACUAGCCUAAUUCUAAAAUAUAGUGGAAAAAAAGAACACUUUUUUGAAAUAAUUUUGUGUAAGUUUGUAGAUUAUACAAACUUAAAAUAGAUAUUGAACCGAAAAAUGCCCACAAUAUUUAUAUUAUUACUGUUUUCUGUGUCAUUGUCAACAGCAGUCUGUAUACCUUGGAAAUAAAAUGCUUACUGAAUAAAGA